Molecule: messenger RNA, 3390 nt
Organism: Anolis carolinensis (green anole)
Lineage: Eukaryota; Metazoa; Chordata; Lepidosauria; Squamata; Anolidae
Product: KIAA0408 ortholog
Exons: 8
Coding region: 585-2582 (665 amino acids)
Source: RefSeq, a predicted model, not a curated record
AUUUUCAGUUUGUUUCAUUAUGUUCAUCCUCUCAAGAUAAGAAGUUCAAGAGCUAUAGUUUCUGUAGUAAUCACUGCUAUAAAAACACUGAAGACUACUCAUUUGAAAGAAUGGAAACCAGCCAUCCUUAGAUGCCAAAAAUAAAAGAAGGGAAAAACAGACAUCUCCACAUCUGAACCAGAAUUCUGCUAAUUAAAAAUGCCAGGAUCAGUAAUUUCAGAACUGGAAGUCUUUUCCCCACUUCACUGUUUUCACUGCAACUUUACAUUUGGACUGAGGAACACGCAGGGGGAUUCUUCUACUGCAAAAGCCAGGUAUAAACAGAACUACAUUUGUCUAAUCCGAAGCCUUUUUGAAGCCAAACUGAGAUGGGGGGGAAAGACCAAGCCAUGUGGAGUUUCAGAGUCCAGCGACAGACCAGGAUGAGAUUUGGAGAAAGAAGGUGGUGAUUGCUGUGUUGGACAGCCCCCCUCCCCACAAAAAAGGUUGGCUCCUGUGCCGAGUACCAUUUCUCCAGGUGUAAACACAUUCCCAUUCCAAGGAACUUUCCAAGGAAUUAUUUUCUCAGUUGAACCACUGCAACAAUGGCCCUACAAACCCAUCUGGAGAGCACAACCGAGAGGGACUGGAAUAAAGAAAAGAUGGAAUUACUGGAGCGUUUUGACAAUGAGAGGAAAGAGUGGGAAUGCCAGUGGAAGGUCAUGCAGAAGAAAAUAGAAGAGCUUUACCAGGAGGUAAAAUUAAGACGUGAGAGCAACAUGAAUGCCUUUGAGAAUAAGGCUAUUCAUAGCAAGGCACCACCACCAGCUCGUUCCCCCUCUUUAGAAUGGACUAAAACCCCAGGACAGAAUAAUUCUUCUCCAGACAAAGAAAGUUUUCCCAUCAAGGCAGAAAAAGAAAGCAAAGACACAAGAAACAAGAGGAGAAACCAUGUUUUUGCAAAAGAUCAUCUUGUCUUGGAGAGUUGCAAAGAAUCCAAAGACUGCCCAGGCUUGAAACCAUCCAAGAAUUACACUCAGGAUCUCAAUAUUGCUCUUAAAGAACUUGCCAAAGUAAGUGAAGACUUGUGCAGCUACCAAGAAGAAAUCCGUAAAAAGUCCAACAACAAAAGAAAGAAGUUCUACCCUUCCCUGGGAGAAUCUGCAGAAACAGAAAACACACUAAUUACGGCACAAGAAAUGAACCAUGUGCAUCAGAGUGUUUCACAGCCAGCUUCAAUUUUAUUUGAAAUAGAGAAACAAAAUAAUAAUAAGAAUUUGAUUGGUACUAGCUUGAAGGAAAUUCCAUCUAGUGCUCUUACUGGAGUUGAGAAAAGCACCUUUUUACUCUGGCAAACAAGAGAUGCCCCUCCUGUUCCUCCUAGAAGCACUUCUCGACAUUUAGCAAGCUCUCUGGCCCAAGUUUCUGAAGCAUUUGUCAAAGAUUUAGGGCAGUGGAGUGGCAGUCCGACCAAAGAGUCUCCAGAUGCAAAUGCAUUUAAUCAUCCAUCGUUUGCCAAGCAGCGUGAUGCUCCAGUGUCCCCAAGUGUGCUUAGUGGCCCUUCUGUAGCUACUACAGGAUCCAUAGAGAAAGGGGAUCCAUCCCUUGAAUGCAAGCCUAUGUCAGGUUUUUGUCAUAACACCUGGUCCUGUGAUGCAAGCAAAGUUGGAGGUUGUGCUCAGAAUGGCUCUUCACAGCCUGUCCAGAAAAGCUGUUCUGAUGGGAACAUGAUGCCCUCAAAACACCUUCUAAAAUGUCAAAACAAUGUACAUUGUACCAGGGACUGUUACACUCCUAUAUGUGACACCCUAGGGGAUUCUGGAUAUGGAACUGGAAAAACUCAGCGCAAUGAAACCCUGGAAGCAAAAAUUGAUGAGUUCAACAGAACUGUGUUUCAUACAGAUAAAGCUCAAAAGUGUUUGCAGCAGAACCAGGCACUUUCUGUACCACCAGGAGAUCCUAAACUCUGUUGCCUCCAACAAGAUGGUCUGCCUAGCAAAACACAAAAUGAAGAAUCACUGGGUGUUCUGAAUCGCAAACCAUCUUUCAAGAAGGAUGAAAAACCUUGCACACCUAGCAAAAAUAUCAAAACAACAGGACAACAAAAGCAACUGAACGGACUUCUUAGCGGCUACCAUCAUAUGCUUCAUGAGCAUGCUUGGAGGCCAAGUAAUUUAUCUGGUCGUCCACGAUCAGCUGAUUCUCGGUCCAACUAUGGGGUUGUUGAAAAGCUUCUGAAGAACUAUGAAAGAUCAGCCUCCUUAUGGAACUCAAACUUCCACCAAGAGCAGUGGGUGUCAACAGAAGCCAAAUUUGUUGAGGGUGGUUGUGAAAAGGCAAGUCAUUAUUUUGAAAUGCUCCAGGGUGACCAAGGAAAGCAGGAGCAGCAGAAGACCUCAGUCAAGCACAUUGGGAUUUACACCAAAAACAGCAAAGAGAAGCAGAAAUUCCCUGAGGUUUCUGUUCCAGUUAAACAGUCAAAUGGGAAAGGCUUUUCUCGACCAGCGCGGCCGGCAAACAGGCGUUUACCUUCCAGAUGGGCCUCAAGAUCACCCUCAGCACCACCAGUUAUGAGAGAAACAGCUCUGAAUGAACUCUCUUGAACUUGUGUUGAGAGAUCUCAAGAAUGAUGGUGUGGCAGCUGAUCCAUACCUCCUGGGAGCUCUUUUUUCCAUGCUCCUGACCAGAACCAAUUAUAGGCACUUGUAUGUUGGUCAAUAAUAACCUGGUAUUUUCAACUUGCUGGAGAAACAGUUUUGAUUCUUAGCCCAUUGUUCUAGUCUUCAGUGUUUUUAGCAAUGAGAAAAAGAUGCCUCCUCCCUACCCUAAUAUGUAUGUUUGUGUGUGUACCUAUAUUCAUAUUUUAAUGUCCAUAGCAUUCUUACUUUGAAUGACAUUUGCUGAUACUCAUCUCCCCAAACAGCUUUUUUAAUAACAUAGAAAGUUCUUUAUAUUCUGACUUUUCCCGCAAACAGCAGGAAAAAAAUGCUGUAUGCAUGAUCAUGUGUAUAGGUGCAUGUGUUGGAAUAGGAUGUAUAUUAGUCUUUACGUAGAAGCAGCAAACUCAGUACUAGUGUUGACACUGAAAUUGUAACAUGCCUAUAUAUGUGCAUAAAUACACACACUGUUUUGGUUUAUUUGAAGAUUUGAGAAUAUAUCGCUCCGGUAAUAAUUAUAUUUUGUAUAUCUUUUACAGGUCUGGUAUUUGAUAUAUAAAAACUAGCAUAUGCAUUUUGGGAACUAUGAUAGCAGAGAAAAGGGAUUUGCAACUAUGUAUCAGAAGCUCAGUGGACUUAUUCCAUACUUGCGCUUGAUAUUCUCCCUUUCCUUGUUCAUUACUCUAAACUUUGCAAUACUAGGUCCAAUGAACUGGGCAUAGUUUUUUCUGAAUUAAAUAUUUGCAAUUUAUAA